UACUGAAAAAUUGAGAAAAUGAUCGACAUUGAAUUGGUAAGAUCUCAAUCAUUUUUUGUAAUUUCAGCUGUUGGAUAAAAAUAAACAAUAGCAACGACAGGUCAAGACUAUUAUGGUUAGUAAUUAUCAAAAUAUUUCAAUUGGUUUUGUUUAAUUUUACCAUAUUACACUUUAAUAGUAACAGAAGUCUGAUUAAAUCAAAUUAAAUUGUUAACAGCUAAUAGAAACAGUAGAUGGAGCUCAAUCUCGACGUUACGCUGACAGUGUUACGCCCUCAAGAAAGUGUAGUUUUAGUUUUCACAAUAUGAUUAUUUGAUGGUAAAUUUAGUUUAAUUUUUUUUCUUUUAUUCUUGUCGGGACUGUGUUUUAUGGAAAUUUUAUUUAUUUUGUUUUAUAAUUAGUCAAUUUUUGGGCAAUUUGGGCUCUAUUCUAUUCAUGGAUUUAAUAAAGACACCAUCUGCCACAAGUAGUGAUCCAUUAUCUAAGUUAAAUGGCUGUGAUCAUCUUCUCAUUGAGUUGGAAUCAAAUGAUUCAUCCUCACUUAGCCUUGUAUUCAGUAACAGAACCGUUGGUGAUCAAUAUGAACAAUUUAUGGAGAAAUUGAGUGCGCGAAUCAAAAGCCAUGACAAAGAUAUUGAACGAAUGUGUAACUCUAAUUAUCAAGAUUUUGUUGACUGCAUCCAUGACCUCCUACAAGUUAGACCUAAAGCUGAUCAGCUGAAGAAGGAAAUAAUUGAAAUCAAUAGAGAUGUACAAAAAUCUUCCGAGAAUGUCCAACGUCAAGCAGAAGAACUUAUUAGAUAUCGUAAGAUAGUAUGCAAUAUUGAGACAGCUAUUGAACAUCUCAGUUUGUGUUUACCGGUUUUGCAGAUGUAUAAUAAACUGACAUCUCAGAUGGAGGCUACCCGAUACUAUCCGGCUCUUAAGACACUAGAGCAACUAGAAACCACUUAUUUACCUAGAGUUUCAAAUUACCGCUUUGCUCAAGCCAUGAGAGACAAAAUUCCGCAAAUAAGGGAAGAAAUUAAAGAAGCAUCAAUGUCAGACUUGAAAGAUUUUCUCGAGAAUGUGAGAAAAAGUUCCCCAUUAAUUGGCGAGAUAGCCAUGAAAAACGCAGCUCAUCAGCAGAAUAUUGAUGAUUCCUUAUUCAAUAAUGAUGUGUCUAUCAAGGAUAACUUGUUUGAGCUCGAAAACACAAUCAACAGCAAAAGCACAACAGUAAUUCCUGUUAACUCACCAAAUGUCAUUGAUACUUCAACAUUGAAUGGUAAAAGUCAUAUGGUAAAUUCAAAGAAGAAAAAACAAGCUCCAAAACCACCCCUUUCAUCAUCUUAUGAUGAUAAUCUUGAUCAAAUUGACACUGAAUCAGAUUUUGACGUUAAUACAAAUGAUGACGAAUUAAAGGGAACGGAUAUAAUCGAUUUUUCUCCAGUUUACCGAUGUCUACACAUAUUUGGAUGCCUUGGGGCAUCAGAACUUUUUGAAACUUAUUAUCAACAGCAACGCCAGCAACAAGCAAAACUUGUCCUCCAAUCACCGACAAAUAUGCACGAGAAUAUCGAAGGAUACAAAAAUUACUUUUGUAGUGUCGUUGGCUUUUUUGUUAUAGAGAACCAUAUUUACAAUACUGCCCCUGGUUUAGUCACUAAAAUUUACCUCAACGAAGUUUGGGAGAAUGCACUUCAAUCAGUCAUUGCGGUUCUUCGAACUUAUUCUUCCUAUUGUACCGAUGACCAGCUGAUGCUUCAAAUCAAAAGGAUCAUUAUACUAUUUAGCAACACACUACAAAGCUAUGGAUACAAUGUCAAUCCACUUUUCAGUCUCCUCAUCGAAAUACGUGAUCAAUACAAUGAAAUCUUGAUGAAACAAUGGUGCUCAAUUUUCCGAUCCAUUUUUGAUGCUGACGACUAUCAUCCUUUACAAGUGUAUACACCAUCACAAUAUAAUGAAAUAAUUGCCGAAUUCCCUUUUUACGAAAAUGAAACUGUUUCUAUUGGGGAGUCUGAUUAUCCAAAGAAGUUUCCCUUCUCGUCGUUUGUGCCUAAAGUUUUCAUUCAAGUAAAGCGUUUCAUCAAUGCUUGCCGUGAAUUUUCUUCAGAUCUCAAUAUUAGUGCAACAGAAAUUGAAGACAUGGUUCGAAAAUCAACAAAUCUAUUACUAACUCGAACGUUAAGUGGGUGUCUAUCGGUUCUGAUAAAAAAACCAGGACUUGGUCUUCUCCAGUUGAUUCAGAUUGCAUUUAACACUGACUAUCUUGAAAACUCAAUGAGUCACUUGGAAGAGUAUAUUUCCAUGUCAUCAUCAUUGAACAAUAUGAAUGAGCUAGCUGGAAGCUCUCAUCUUGCUAAAUUACAAGGAAGUUCAAUGUUUAAAGAUGCAAGAUCCGAUGCUGAGUCACAAAUUUAUUUUCUUUUGAACCAGAAAAUUGAUGAAUUUUUUGAAAUUGCUCAUUAUGAUUGGAUGUUGGUUGAACCUUUAGGAGUAGCUUCUCCAUAUAUCACAGACCUUCUUAAAUUUUUAACAACAACAUUUCAAGCCUUAACCAAUUUACCUGGUAGAAUUGCUCAAACAGCGUGCCUUUCAGCCUGUAAACACAUGGCUUCUUCACUGAUGAACUUUUUACUAGACGAAGAUGUUAGAUCAAUAUCAAUGGGAGCUUUGGAACAAUUUAAUCUUGAUUUACUACAAUGCGAAUUUUUUGCCAGCUCUGAACCAGUAAAAGGCUUCGAGGACAAUAUAUUGCAAUUGUGUUUCACUGAACUUCGUCAAUUGGUCGAUUUACUUCUAUCCUGGCAAUGGUCAACUUAUAUUGCUGAUUAUGGGAAACAAGAAAGCAAAUAUUCGCGAGUAAAUCCGCAAAUUGCGUUAAACUUAUUGGAAAAGAUAAAAGAAACUGACGGCAAUCGAAACAUUUUCACCUCAUUCAAGAAAAAUGAAAGGGACAAGAAAAAAUUGGUGGACACUGUCACAAAACAGUUGAAACAGAUAAUAGCCGCAAAUGCCUCUUAUUAAUGCGUACACAAAUUACCAAAACAAUUUAAUGUGCCUUUUUAGAUCACUGAGAAGGCUCAUCAACCCACAAUGAUCUAAAUCUGCUAAAUUAUUGAAACAAGUCACAACGAGAGCACAACAAAUCAAUAUGUAUAUUUAAAUGACUUCUUAAUUAACCUAGUGAUUAUUUUUCCAGAUCAAUAAUUGUUGAAACAUUACCAGAUAGCUUUAUUUAUCGCACGGCAAAACAAAUACGUGGACUUAGUCAACUAACAAUCAUGUUAAUUAAUUUUUUACCCCAAGACCCUAAUUCAUAUCAUAUUUAACUGUGAUAUUUAUUAUUGAAUAUUAUGACUUUGCUAAGCAAUGAACUCUUAUUGAUAUCUUCUUCCCAAAUUGUCACAAAACACUAUUUUUGAUUGCUGUUUAAAUAACGUCACAUUACCUAAAUUAUUUAUUCCAAUUUUCUCAGCAUUCCUUUCAAAUCUUUAACCAAUUCCAUUAAUUUCAGAAGAAUACAUUUUAAGUAGUUUAAUCAAUCUUCAGUCAUUAUUAUCGAGCUUAUAUCCAAGUAAAUGUAAUCAAUUUGUCAUUUUACUAUUGUUAAAUUAUCCAAUAAAAAAUGAAUUUUCUGAUAA
Messenger RNA from Tetranychus urticae (two-spotted spider mite), 3629 nucleotides. RefSeq names its product exocyst complex component 6B. NCBI's taxonomy places the organism in Eukaryota, Metazoa, Arthropoda, Arachnida, Trombidiformes, Tetranychidae. Gene Ontology annotation, cellular component: membrane; exocyst. The record is from RefSeq and is a predicted model, not a curated record. Gene Ontology annotation, biological process: Golgi to plasma membrane transport; intracellular protein transport; exocytosis.